UCGCUGCAGGUAAUUUGAAAUAUAUCAAUUUGUGGAGAAAACAAAGUAAGAGUUUUCUGAGUUUUGGGGGGUGGCUUUGAGAUUUUGAGGAAGAAUAUAUUUAUUUUUGAGGAGAGAGACAGGAGGAGUUUGUGAAAAUGAUGUCAAGAUCUUAUACCAACCUUUUGGAUCUAGCAUCUGGGAAUUUCCCAGUAAUGGGCAGGGAGAAGGAGCGGAAGCGGUUCCCGAGGGUAAUGACAGUCCCAGGCAGUAUUGCAGAGCUUGAUGAUGAUGCGGCUAAUAGCGUCACAUCUGAAACUCCAUCUUUAGUUGCUGGUGAUAGAAUUAUUAUUGUAGCAAACCAUUUGCCUUUAAAAGCAAAACGAAGGCCAGACAAUAAAGGAUGGACUUUUAGUUGGAAUGAGGAUGCUUUGCUUGUUAAGGAUAGCUUGCCGGAAGACAUGGAGGUCCUUUAUGUUGGGUCACUGCAUGUUGAUGUUGAUCCAUUGGAAGAGGAUGAUGUUUCCAAUUAUCUUUUGGAAAAAUAUAAAUGUGUACCUGCUUUCCUUCCACCUAAUCUUCUGGAAAAAUAUUAUGAUGGCUUUUGCAAGAAACAGUUGUGGCCCCUAUUUCACUAUAUGUUGCCAUUUUCAGCUGAUCAUGGAGGCCGGUUUGAUCGUUCCAUGUGGGAGGCUUAUGUUUCAGUCAAUAGGAUCUUUUCACAGAAAGUGAUUGAGGUGUUAAAUCCUGAGGAUGAUUUUGUUUGGAUUCAUGAUUAUCAUUUGAUGGUGUUGCCAACAUUCUUGAGAAGGCGCUUCCUUCGAUUGAGAAUGGGAUUUUUUCUUCACAGCCCUUUUCCGUCUUCUGAGUUGUAUAGGACGCUUCCUGUUAGAGAAGAAAUUCUUAAGGCUCUACUCAACUCUGAUCUUAUUGGUUUCCACACGUUUGAUUAUGCUCGACAUUUCCUCUCUUGUUGCAGUCUGAUGCUGGGCUUGGAAUAUCAAUCUAAAAGAGGUUAUAUAGGGUUGGAUUAUUAUGGAAGAACAGUUGGUAUAAAGAUUAUGCCAGUUGGAAUACAUAUGGGCCACAUUGAAUCAGCAAUGAGACUUGCAGAUAAAGAGAUGAGGUUUGCGGAGCUAAAGCGGCAGUUUGAAGGUAAAACAGUGUUGCUGGGAGUUGAUGAUAUGGAUAUUUUCAAAGGUAUCAACUUGAAACUUUUAGCUAUGGAACACAUGCUGAAGCAGCAUCCUAAAUGGCAAGGAAGGGCUGUUCUGGUCCAGAUUGCAAAUCCUGCAAGAGGGAAAGGAAUAGACUUGGAGGAAAUAAAGGCUGAAAUAGAGGACAGCUGCAAGAGAAUUAAUGAGGAAUUGGGGAGGCCUGGGUAUGAACCUGUUGUUUUUAUCAACAGGCCUGUAUCAAGCAGUGAAAGGAUGGCUUAUUACAGCAUUGCUGAAUGCGUUGUGGUCACUGCGGUAAGGGAUGGGAUGAACCUGACUCCUUAUGAAUACAUUGUCUGUAGACAAGGCAUACCUGGUGCCGAGACAGCUUUGAACUUGAGUGGACCGAAGAAGAGCAUGCUAGUUAUAUCGGAAUUCAUUGGUUGUUCUCCUUCUCUAAGUGGUGCUAUUCGCGUUAAUCCUUGGAAUGUUGAAUCAACUGCCGAGGCAAUGAAUGAGGCCAUAUCAAUGGCCGAAUCUGAACAGCAGUUGCGACAUGAGAAGCAUUAUCGUUAUGUCAGUUCCCAUGAUGUAGCAUUUUGGUCUAGGAGUUUCUUGCAAGACAUGGAGAGAACCUGUGCUGACCAUUUCAGAAAAAGAUGCUGGGGCAUUGGUCUGGGCUUUGGAUUUCGAGUAGUGGCAUUAGAUCCUAAUUUUAGAAAGCUUUCAAUGGAUCAUAUCGUGGCAGCUUACUGCAGAGCUAAAAACAGGGCUAUAUUGUUGGACUAUGAUGGCACUUUGAUGCCUCAAAAUUCAAUUAUUAAGAGUCCAAGUGCAGAAGUUAUCUCUAUCUUGAGCAGGCUUGGUGGAGAUCAAAAGAAUACAGUCUUCAUGGUGAGUGGAAGAGGGAGGGACAGCUUAGGCGGGUGGUUCUCUCCUUGCAAGAAGCUGGGACUUGCUGCAGAACAUGGCUAUUUUUUGAGGUGUGUUAUCUACCAUUUUCCCUUGUCAAUUUAUUAAUUAAUUUAUUUUUCC
Molecule: messenger RNA, 2171 nt
Organism: Olea europaea var. sylvestris
Lineage: Eukaryota; Viridiplantae; Streptophyta; Magnoliopsida; Lamiales; Oleaceae
Product: probable alpha,alpha-trehalose-phosphate synthase [UDP-forming] 7
Exons: 1
Coding region: 138-2156 (672 amino acids)
Biological process (GO): trehalose biosynthetic process
Cellular component (GO): cytosol
Molecular function (GO): catalytic activity
Source: RefSeq, a predicted model, not a curated record